ACAGGAAGUAGCUCUCUUUGGAAGCUGAAGGUCUGUAAGGUAGCCAAACUAAUCCAGAAAGACUAAACGUCAUCUAAGUAGGAGAACAGGAAUUCCUUUGCUCAGACUUCUGGGAAAUGUAGUCCGUGCGACUGUGACAUCACAGGGAGCCGACCAAGAAAUCCCCUUCCGGCGUCUAGCACUCGCAGGUACAGCUUCCUCAAAGUUUGGCGAGAGUCCUGCGCUACACAACGAGUCUCAGACAUGGAGGAAAUGCUGUCCUUCUGGGAUGUGGCUAUUGAUUUCUCUCCAGAAGAGAGGGAAUGCCUGGAGCCUGCUCAGUGGAAUUUGUACAGGGAUGUGAUGUUGGAGAAUUACAGCAACCUUGUUUUUCUUGGUCUUGCUAUGUCUAAGCCAUACCUAGUGACAUUUUUGGAGCAAAGACAAGAGCCUUCAUAUGUGAAGAGACAAGAAGCAGCCAAUGUGCAUCCAGGAAUAACCACCAAUGAUUAUAACAUUUACAAGACCAUUGAUUUUAACUCACUGUAUAUUCAACGCCAGAGAAUUCAUAAAAGGGAGAAACUCUACAAGUGUGAAGAAUGUGGUAAAGGCCUUAGUUCUCAUAAAACACUCUCCAUACACAAGAGACUUCAUACUGGAGAAAAAUCCUACAUGUGUAUAGAAUGUCAUAAGACCUUUAAUACUCGUGAAUCACUUUUUAUACACCAGAAAAAUCAUACUGAUGAAAAAUCCUACAAGUGUGAGGAAUGUGGCAAAUUAUUUUACUAUCCUUCAAUGCUGAAGCAACAUCAAAGAAUUCAUUCUGGAGAGAAACCCUACAAGUGUGAAGAAUGUGGCAAGUCCUUUUAUACUCCUUCAGUGCUGAAACAACAUCAACGAAUUCAUACUGGAGAGAAACCAUACAAGUGUAUAGAAUGUGGCAAAGCUUUUUAUGAAUCAUCAAUCCUUCAGGUACAUAAGCGAAUUCAUACUGCAGAGAAACCCUACCAGUGUGAAAAAUGUGGCAAGUGUUUUUGUUCAUCUUCAUACCUUAGACAACAUCAAAUAAUCCAUUUUGAACAAAAACCCUACAAGUGUGAAGAGUGUGGCAAGUGUUUUUGUUCAUCUUCAUCCCUUAGACGACAUCAAACAAUCCAUUCUGAAGAUAGUGCAUACAAGUGUGAAGAGUGUGGCAAACGGUUUUCCUACUUUUCACAUCUUCAAGCACAUCAGAGAGUCCACACUGGAGAGAAACCAUACAAGUGUGAGGAGUGUGGUAAAUGUUUCUCCUCGUGUUCAUCUCUUAGAAAACAUCAACCAAUCCAUUCUGAAGGGAAUCACUACAAGUGUGAAGAGUGUGGUAAGUGCUUUUCCUUAUCUUCAUCUCUUAGACGACAUCAAACAAUUCACUGGGAAGACAAUCCCUACAAGUGUGAAGUGUGUGGCAGACGUUUUUGCUCAUCUUCAUCCCUUAGAGGACAUCAAACAAUCCAUUCUGAAGACAAUCCUUAUAUGUGUAUACACUGUGGCAAACGGUUUUCCUGUUCUAGGCGUCUUCAAGAACAUCAAACAGUUCAUACUGGAGAGAAACUAUACAAGUGUGAAGUAUGUCACAAAGCCUUUUGUUAUCGAUCAGGCCUUAGGAGACACAAGAGAGUUCAUACUGGAGACAAACCCUAAAAGUCUGAAGAGUGUGAUGAUGCUUUUCCUUAUUUUUAACUUUUAGACGACAUUAAAAAAAAUUCAUUCUGAAGACAAUCCCUAAAAGUAUGGGGAAUGUGCCAAAGACUUUGCUAAUUUUUAUAUCCUUACUCAACACAUGAUAUAGUUCAUACAGGAGAGAAAUCCUACAAAUGUUUUUAGGAAGUUUACUUCUUCAAUCCUUAAAACACAUCAAAUAAUUCAUUCUGACUACAAAUUCUAUGAAUGUGUGAAGUGUGGCAAAGUCUUUGCUGAUAAUUCAGGUUUUAUCCACAUCUAAUGAAUCCAUAGUGGAGAAUAUUAAGUUAAUUAUGUUGGAAUGUCCACACGAACACCUAACUUCCAAGAGCACGAAUGCUAAGAAUUAAUGCGAGCCACAGGAAUAUGAAAAUAGAAGUCUAGCUGUAUAUAAUAAGUUGUACCUUGACGAGGCCAAGGGUCAGUCAAGUGGGAAAGCCAGUCAGCAAGGUCUAUUGGUGUUAUGUGGCUUAAUACUCAGUUGUGUCUUGCUAUGAAUUCUUUGUGCUCAUAAUUCUCCUAAAGUGUGUGUGUGUGUGUGUGUGUGUGUGUGUGUGUGUGUGUGUGUGUGUCUCCUUUUCAAAGCACCUGAAUAGUCAAGUAGACAGAACCUUCUGCCUCUGAGUGCCAGGCCCCCUCUUUUGUUUUGGGUAUCUGCCAUUUGCAAAUACCCUCCUUGAGGUACUUCCUAAGAUAAAGUCAACCCCAAACAAAGUCUUAAAAGACAAGCAAGCAACAGACAGCUACCAGAUCAUCUGUUAGCUAUCAGUACUCUUCUCCCCACCUCACCCCAUCAGGAAACUGGUGACAGAGGAAAAAGAUGACAGUUUUAACUUUUAGUGACCUACAGACUUUGCCUACCCUAUUACCUGUAAGUCUAUAGUUGAUAGAUUUAUAAUGCCUUCGCCUUACCACAAUAAGGAUAUAUUUCUAGCACUUAAAUUCCUUUUCUGAUUUAUCCCAACUGCUAACUGACUCCACUCUUAUCUCUCCCCUUUUGGGUUGCAAAUAAAAUUGCCAGGAAUCCUCUAGUGAGGACACCUACAAUCUUACGCUGUAUACAAAAUAUAAGGUGUUACUGUCUAGGAUCAGAUAUAGACCAGUCCUGAGGGAAGGGAAGGAAGGAAGGAAGGACAGACUGAAGGAUGGAGGAUUGAGGGAUUGAAGAUGGGAGAGAGCUAUGAUUGGAGAGAACUAGGAAUGGAGGGAAUGAAGAAUUGAGGGAACUAGGAAGUGAAGAUUGAAGGGUUGAAGAAUUGAGGAACUGAAGAUUAGAGGGAAUUAAGAAUUGAGGGAACAAGAAGGGAACUAAGGAAAUAGAGAUCUGAGAGAGUUGAACUGGUGACUGCAUGAUGGUAACUGAGGAAUAAAUGAAUUGAACUAAAGAGCUCCAAGCAACUGGAUUUAUUCCCACGCCAUUGGAAGUGUCUUUCCUGGACCCUGGAUUUGUAUAAAUUUAAGGCUGGACCUUGAAUAUUAUAGAACAAAGAAUGUCAUUAGAGAAGAGACUUCUCUUUGUUGUAACCCCCAACAGUUUGAUCAAGCAAUAUGUUUGAUUAAUAAGUCCCUUUCUUCUGCAACUAUAAGUAUUCCAUGAAACCUUUACCAUGUCAUAACUUUGUCCAUUGAGUGCCUGGAAUCUGAGAUUUGGGCUGUGUCAUAGUUACUGUUUUUCUCAGUGGAGUCAUCCAAGCUCCUGUAAUAUCUCCCCUAGGUGUGUAAGAAUCUCUGUCUCUCUAGCAGUAUCUAGCUCCUGAAUCCUUAUUGGUAAAAUAAAAGGAUAGAGAGUUAGUUAAAACUACAGGAAGGCUCUUCCAGUCUUAGGCCUCAGCAGCAAGACAUCAGCUGCAGAGACGCAGUCAUCAGCUGAGGCAGAGAUGUCAUCAGGUGCAGCUGCUGUGCCUCAUAUAAAAAACAACAGUGCCCAUAGAGCAAUGAUGAUGGGGAAGUUAUGAAGGAACCAAUUAUUUUCUGAUUGGAUUUAAAGCUUAUCCACAAACAGUUACUGGUGUGAUGUUAAUUUGUUGAUAUACUUUUGCUUGGCUAGGUGAUAAGCCCUAGGGAGAAUUUAAUGCUGUUAUUCUAAUAAGUGGAUACUAACUAAAUGAACCCGUUAUCUUUACACGUACAGAGUCAAUCACCUUUCAACACCCACCAGACAAUAUUAUAUGGUGUGAUAGAUGAAGUGUGGGAGCCCAAAACGCACUCAGUUUCCCAGUUUUAAUCUGAAGUCUAUUCUUAGUCAAUAGAGUUCAAGCUUGCCUGCUCCAGGGUUGUGAGAAUGUCCUGAUUAGCCCAAGGAAGGCACUCACUAUCUACCUGGAUGCAGACUGCUGAUGCCAGUCAGAGGUACAUCGAGAUAGAAAAUGAAACUGCCUGCUCCUUGACACAAGGCAGGACAGAUAGUGGUUGAAUGCCUGUGCUGUGCAUUGUUCUACCUCUGUCCUUCAAGACUGUAUAAGCUGGCUGUGAAAUAAACAAGGGACUGUCGGGCAUUGACUGGCAAUCUUCUCGACUCUG
This is a messenger RNA of Peromyscus leucopus (white-footed mouse), 4218 nucleotides long. RefSeq names its product zinc finger protein 728-like. Gene Ontology annotation, biological process: regulation of DNA-templated transcription. The coding region runs from base 244 to 1659 and encodes 471 amino acids. The transcript has 5 exons. The record is from RefSeq and is a predicted model, not a curated record. Lineage: Eukaryota; Metazoa; Chordata; Mammalia; Rodentia; Cricetidae.